CAGACUUUUCUUUAUAAAAGCCACCAACUCAUUACUCAUCACUACACGACCAAUUAUUAUAUUCAUCAUUUCCAUUAUUACUAUUUCCCGGCAGUUCUCCAAGAUGUCCCUUUCACUCUCUCUAUCCUACUCUUAUCUCCUUCUUCUUCAUCGAUCUCUCUGAAACUCCUCACCGUCCAAACCAAACAUGUCCGGAUCCUCCGGCGGCUGCUGCCAGUGCUGCUUCAGCUUCAUCUUCACCGUCGGCCUCACCGCCCUCUUCAUGUGGCUCAGCCUCCGUACCUCCAAACCCAGCUGCUCCAUCAAGUACUUCUACCUCCCUGCUCUCAACAAAACCCUAAACGACACCGCAAACAGAACUCUCUACGUUUCUCUCAUUUUAAAUAACGGCAACAAGGACAAGGGGAUUUACUACGACACCGUCAACCUCACCUUCAGCGUCCCCAACAACACUAAGCCAGUUGGCAACGCAAAUGUGACCAAGUUCUACCAGGGCCACAAGAAGAAGGCUACCAAGAAGGUGGAUCUGGGAUCCGACAAGCUCAACUGGACGGCGGUUUCCGGGUCCGUUAACGCCACCGGGUGGAGUCAUUUCCGGGUGGAUUUGGUGACGAGGGUGAGGUUCAAGAUCAUAUUCUGGAGGACCAAGAGGCAUAAUUUGAAGGUUGGGGCGGAUUUUGUGGUCAACGCUUCUGGGACCAAAGACUACAAGAAGGAUAUCAAGCUUUCUGCUGCAGAUUACCAGCUUGCUUCUUAUUCUCGGCAGCUCUGGGUUUUGCUCAAUUUCUUGGUCUUCGUUUUGCUCAAUCCUUGGUGAACUUUUUCUUUUAAGAAAAACAUAAAUUAAUAUUCGACUUCGAUUUUUACUGUUUCAAUUCAAAAAAGAAGAAGAAGAGGUUAUUGUCUGCCUUUUUAGUUCAGUAGGACACUGUUGCUAAUUGUUUUUAGGCAGCGAAAUUUCCCCGGUGAAAUAGCAGAUUCUUGAAAUGGAAAUUGGCAAGUAUUAUCUUUUGCAUGUA
Argentina anserina (silverweed cinquefoil) is the source of this 1019-nucleotide messenger RNA. RefSeq names its product protein NDR1-like. The transcript has a single exon. Lineage: Eukaryota; Viridiplantae; Streptophyta; Magnoliopsida; Rosales; Rosaceae. Gene Ontology annotation, biological process: defense response to other organism. The coding region runs from base 188 to 817 and encodes 209 amino acids. The record is from RefSeq and is a predicted model, not a curated record. Gene Ontology annotation, cellular component: plasma membrane; plasmodesma.